AUGAAAGUAUUAGGUCGACUCUCAUGUCCCCCUACCCCACUUUUCUAUAUGCUUUGAAGUGUCUCCUUCCCUUUCAGUUUUCACCCCUUGCCUCAAAAUAUCUCAUCAGGACACCACACCAACACCCUCUUGUACUCUAUAAUGGCUUCUAAGAUCUUCUUCCUAUUUCUCCUCUUUCUAGCACACCCUCAUCCACGUGCAUUAGUGAAUGGAGAUGCUAGUUUGAUCAAGAGAACUUGCAAGAACACCAAGUUCUACAAUCUAUGCUUCUCUUCCCUCAAAUCUGAUCCAACCAGCCCCAACGCAGACCCUAAGGGCCUAGCUAUGAUCAUGAUUGGGAUUGGAAUGACAAAUGCCACCUCCACUUCUUCCUACUUGUCUUCUAAGGUUCUUAGCCCCACCAACAACACAACCUUGAAAAGGGUCCUCAAGGAGUGUGCAGAUAAGUACAGUUAUGCUGGGGAUGCACUCCAAGCUUCGGUGCAGGAUUUGGCUAAUGAGGCUUAUGACUAUGCUUACAUGCACAUUCUUGCAGCCAAAGAUUACCCAAAUGCUUGUCACAACGCUUUCAAACGCUAUCCUGGUUUGGUUUAUCCUCUUGAUCUUGCUCGUAGAGAAGAUGGUUUGAAGCAUAUCUGUGAUGUGGCAAUGGGGAUUAUAGAUAAUCUCGAUUGGUAGGUGCAUGCAUUUGAGUAUAGCUUCCACUUUGUUAUGCAAAUCAUGGUAUAUCUCUGGUGUUGAGUUUGGCUACUAUAUAUCUUGUUAUGUUCUUGGUAUAAUAUAUUGGACAUAAAUGUAUUAGUCUAUUUGAAUUUAAUUUAAAUAGUUUUCUUAACGUAUUUA
Molecule: messenger RNA, 843 nt
Organism: Cajanus cajan (pigeon pea)
Lineage: Eukaryota; Viridiplantae; Streptophyta; Magnoliopsida; Fabales; Fabaceae
Gene: C/VIF2
Product: cell wall / vacuolar inhibitor of fructosidase 2
Molecular function (GO): enzyme inhibitor activity
Source: RefSeq, a predicted model, not a curated record